Molecule: messenger RNA, 1011 nt
Organism: Desarmillaria tabescens
Lineage: Eukaryota; Fungi; Basidiomycota; Agaricomycetes; Agaricales; Physalacriaceae
Product: ATPase V1/A1 complex subunit E
Exons: 6
Coding region: 73-756 (227 amino acids)
Biological process (GO): proton transmembrane transport
Cellular component (GO): proton-transporting two-sector ATPase complex, catalytic domain
Molecular function (GO): proton-transporting ATPase activity, rotational mechanism
Source: RefSeq, a predicted model, not a curated record
CUUGGAUCCCGUCCACCACCUCCUCGCCCAGCCAAUACCGCCUACCGACUACCUACAUAUCCCUCUGCCGACAUGUCGACCCGCCCUCUUAAUGAUGAUGAAGUCCUCACUGAAAUGAAUAAAAUGGUUGCUUUCAUCAAGCAGGAGGCUCUGGAGAAGGCAAGAGAAAUAAGGAUAAAGGCAGAUGAGGAAUUUGCUAUUGAGAAGGCGAAACUUGUCAAGCAGGAACAACAAGCCAUUGACGCGCAAUAUGAGAAGAAGAGGAAGGGUGCAGAAGUCGCCCAAAAGAUUGCCCAAUCUACGCUAACUAACAAAUCCCGACUCAAGUUGCUCCAUCAACGCGAACAGCACCUUCAGGACCUCUUUUCUACUUCACGUGCAUCAGUACUUACUCUUGCCAAGGAUGAAGGGCGCUACGUACAGUUCCUUGAGGGCUUUAUCUCCCAGGGGUUCUUGCAGCUUCUCGAGCCUUCCGUCACAGUAUUCGCUAGAAAGCAGGACGUCUCUUUGGUGGAGGAGGCUGCCGCGAACGCUGCGCGGACAUACAAGGAUAUCAGUGGGCGGCAAGUGAAGUAUGAUAUCGAAGGAUCUCUAGCUGGAGAUAGCGCUGGCGGAAUCAAACUCGUCAGUGGUUCGCGCCGCAUUACUAUCGAUAAUACUUUGGAUGAACGUCUGAGACUCCUCGAAGAUCGAAUGCUUCCCGAGAUCAGGAAAGAUCUCUUUGGACCCAACGAGAAUCGCAAGUUUUAUACAUGAUUAACAUCGGACACUAUUCAGAUAAUUGUAUUCAUAUACCAUUCUUAUUACCUUUCGGAUCCUUGACCUCAAUUUUGGUUUCUCGUGCCUCUUCUCAUGAAUUAUUACGGUCAACAUUGCUGGGAAGGCUGCAAUUUGUAUGCACCAAGCAACAUACGCUUACGCUACAACCAUGGUAAUAUGGCCCGCGAUCCCAGGUGCAGGAUUCCAUGACUGCUUUCGUCAUGGUCAACUCCCCCCUUGAAGUCAAGGUAG